Alternaria metachromatica is the source of this 1128-nucleotide messenger RNA. RefSeq lists its product as uncharacterized. Bases 1 to 1128 code for a protein of 375 amino acids. The transcript has 2 exons. NCBI's taxonomy places the organism in Eukaryota, Fungi, Ascomycota, Dothideomycetes, Pleosporales, Pleosporaceae. The record is from RefSeq and is a predicted model, not a curated record.
AUGGAGAAGGCUGAACUCAAGAUGGGGGACACAGUGGAUCUCAUAGCCAUUUCCACUGGAGCCGUCAAUUCCACUGGUGUUGAGGGCGAUCAAGAAGAUAAGCUAUACAGGCUAGAGAUGGAAGCAUAUGUGGACUACGAUCUCAUCUUUCCCGCGACAUCUGAAUAUUUAGCUGCGCAUCCCGAAUACGAAUGGAUAGUCCUCCUCCGAAACAAGGCGAAAGAGGAGAGUGUGAAUCGCUUCCUGCCCCAAGGGACACAAUUCGUGAUCGGAGACUUUGACAGUCACGACGUCAUCUCCUCUGCGGCAGCUGCCGCAGACGUAGUCAUAAACUGGGGCAGUAGCGACCAUGAGCCGCUGACCAAGUCCAUCAUCGACGGCAUGAAGAAGAACAAAUCUACCUGCUACCUAAUCCACACCUCAGGCUGCGGUAUACUCACCGGUGAAGUUACCAGAAGCGGAACCUACGGCCAGGCUACUACCAAGGUCUACGACGACUGGGACAAUGCGAGCGACCUCCUCACUCUCCCUCCCGAAGCGCCACAUGUGAAUGUCGACACCAUGAUCCUAGCGCUCGACCGUGAAGCGCCGCACAUCAAAACCAUGAUCGUCUGCCCACCGAUCAUAUACGGCAUGAGCCACGCCCAGGACACGCAGGAGCGCAGCGCAGCACGGCAAUACGUAAACUCCACCCUAGAUCGCGGAAAGGGCUUCGCGGUCGGUGACGGCAAGGCAAUCGUCAACACGUUACACAUUACCGAUCUAGCGAACUUCUUCGUCAAGGCUACGGAAGCAGCCGCACAGGACGGUGGCGCCGCCACAUGGGGAGGUGUCGAGUCGUACUACUUUGUGGAAAGCGGUGAGAUGGUCUGGGGCGAAUUCGCGCACGCUGUUAGCAAAGCGGCGUUCGAGAAAGGGCUGCUGGAUACGCCGGAUAUGGACUACCUCAGCGCAGAGGAGGCGAUGAAGAUUGACCCGAUUAGCAAGAUUGGUUACGGCUCCAGUGCGCGGUCCAAGGCUAUUCGCGCUUACAAGACUCUCGAUUGGAAGCCGGAGAUGCUGGGGAUCUAUGAGGAUUACCUUUCGAACUGGCGGUUCAAGGCGGGCGAACCGCACCUGUUCGUGUAA